This is a messenger RNA of Hypoxylon trugodes, 3456 nucleotides long. RefSeq names its product ATP-dependent metallopeptidase Hfl. The record is from RefSeq and is a predicted model, not a curated record. Gene Ontology annotation, biological process: protein-containing complex assembly; mitochondrial protein processing. NCBI's taxonomy places the organism in Eukaryota, Fungi, Ascomycota, Sordariomycetes, Xylariales, Hypoxylaceae. Gene Ontology annotation, cellular component: m-AAA complex; membrane. The transcript has 2 exons. Gene Ontology annotation, molecular function: zinc ion binding; metalloendopeptidase activity; ATP-dependent peptidase activity. Bases 238 to 3006 code for a protein of 922 amino acids.
AUAAUUUCUAUCGGCGCGAGGCGAAUUCAUUCCAUUUGUCAUCACCACUUCCCAAACACCAAAAAAAGCUUACCGACACAUCACGGCGGCAACCUUUAAGUCGACAACCGCUCUCGCCCGCUUUACUAGCGGUUGUCGCACCCAUGAAAUAAUACGACCCGCGACAUUUCCCAUUCCUCCGAAACCCCCUCCAAACCACCCGCCUUUUCAAGCUACCGGCUUCUGGUCUUGCCCACCAUGUCAAGCUUAUUAAGGCGGUCGGCCGGUCUUGCGCGGGUCGCUACCUUUUCAUUCAACACUCCAGCCCGAUCAAGCAUACGGACCACCCGUCUAUUACGAAGCACAAGACCUAUUUGGUCCGUUCAACAACCUCGAUACUAUUCCCAGGAUAAGAAACCCGAGAGCUCCGACGAUAAAGAUGGAACCCCUCCACCGAAAAGUUCCAAGUCCAAGCCUCAAGUACAGAGUUCGGGAUCACCGGGUCCGACGGAGGGUAACGCACCGGGAGCGUCCGGUGCGGAAAAGGAUGACAGAUUCCCGCUGCCUGAGGGCUGGGUGCACCUCAACGAAAAAGAGUAUCAGCUUGUCGAAAAAAUACUUCGUGCUGGACCUCUUCCUCUACAGGAUGAUAUGAUCAAAAUGGUGAAGCGAAUAGGUGUACCAAAAUCUCUCCUUGACGUCAUCAAAAGACAGGAAGAAGGCACAGCUUCAUUUGGUGACAUUGGCAGGACAUUUAAGAGUCUCAAUACCUUAGCUUCGAGGAUAGCAGAAGUUGAAAUGCGGGAAAAGUCCCAGGAGUCACCUGAUAAGCCCGUCUCAAACGAGCCUCGAAGGAGAACGAGAAGCCAACUCGAAAAACCACAAGAAAAGCCACAGGAAAAAGAACAGGAAAAGGAACAGCAAAGCGAUGAACAGAACCCUAAGCAGGGUGAAAAGGGUUUCAGCGGGUUUGACUCAAAUAAAAAGCCGCCCCCAGGAUCCGAAAAUAACAACAACAACAAUCCCUUAAAAGGAAACGACUGGCUGACGACGAUUAUCGGCUCGGCCAUUGCUUAUUGGAUUUACAGCUCUUUAUUCGAGGAGAGUGGCCGAGAGAUCACAUGGCAGGAGUUAAGGAAGAACUUCCUAGACAAGGGUCUGGUUGAAAAAAUGGUUAUUCAGGGUCAUCGAGUCCGUGUUGAACUCAACCGAGAUGCAACUCAAUCAAUGUACCCCGAUUCGGUUGCAACUCGCCCUGGUUUUAGCUACUAUUUUUCUAUCGCUUCCCCCGAGGCCUUCGAGAGGCGUCUCGAAGAAGCUCAGAACGAGCUUGGAAUCCCUACCAAUGAAAGGAUUCCCGUAAGUUAUGCCCCUGAAAGCCCAGUAUUGAACCUCGUACUGGCAUUUGGCCCUACGGUAGUGCUGGUCGGACUUCUUUACUGGGCUUCACGACGUGGUCCUGGUGGCGCUGGCGGCGGGACCGGUGGCGUUUUUGGUUUCGGCAAGAGUAAAGCGAAACGCUUUAACCACGAGACCACUAUCAAAGUUAAGUUCUCAGAUGUCGCCGGCAUGGACGAAGCCAAGCAAGAAAUCAUGGAAUUCGUUAGCUUCCUCAAGAAGCCAGAAAGGUUUCAAAGACUUGGCGCAAAAAUCCCUCGUGGUGCAAUUCUCGCCGGGCCUCCUGGUACAGGUAAAACAUUGCUUGCAAAAGCCACUGCAGGCGAAUCAGGAGUACCAUUUUUCAGUGUGAGCGGAUCUGAAUUCGUCGAGAUGUUUGUUGGUGUUGGUGCAUCCCGAGUCCGAGAUCUUUUUGCUACGGCGCGAAAACACACACCGUGCAUCGUCUUCAUCGACGAAAUCGAUGCCGUUGGUAGAUCUCGUUCAGAGGGGCAGCGAUUCGGAGGGAACGACGAACGAGAAGCUACUCUUAAUCAAAUUCUCACGGAAAUGGAUGGCUUCAACACGACUGACCAAAUUGUUGUUCUUGCUGGUACCAACCGAGUCGACGUCUUGGAUAAGGCGUUAAUGCGGCCUGGUCGAUUUGACCGACAUAUCAAUAUUGAUGCCCCAACGAUGGCAGGACGGCAAGACAUCUUCAAAGUAUACCUCAAGAAAAUUGUGACGAACGAAGAGAUAGAAUAUCUAAGCGGCCGACUUGCGUCUCUAACACCAGGAUUUGCUGGUGCAGAUAUCGCAAAUUGUGUAAACGAAGCCGCUCUCAUUGCUGCAAGAAAUAAUGCUACAUCAGUCACAUUACCACACUUUGAGCAAGCUAUUGAACGUGUCAUCGGCGGUCUUGAGCGCAAGUCCCUCGUUCUUAACCCUAAAGAGAAGAGGACGGUAGCCUAUCACGAAGCCGGACACGCUAUUUGCGGCUGGUUCUUCAGAUAUGCCGACCCACUCCUCAAGGUUUCGAUUAUACCUCGUGGUAAAGGUCUAGGAUAUGCACAAUAUUUGCCAGGAGAUGCGUACCUCAUGACUUCGGAACAAUUAAUGGACCGGAUGGCUAUGACGUUGGGAGGCCGAAUUUCAGAAGAACUUCACUUCCCUACAGUAACGACGGGAGCUAGUGACGAUUUUGACAAGGUGACACGAAUGGCGACAGCCAUGGUAACACAAUGGGGCAUGUCAGAUAAAGUUGGGCCACUACAUUUCCGAAACGACGAAAGUAGAGUGUAUAAGCCAUUCUCGGAGGGAACAGGCCAAGUUAUUGAUGCGGAAGUAAGACGCAUUGUUGAGCAGGCCUAUAAGAAGUGCAAGGAUCUUCUCCUAGAGAAGAAGAAGGAGGUGGGAAUUGUUGCAGAGGAGUUGCUAAAGAAAGAGGUGUUGGUUCGAGAUGACAUGGUCCGAUUAUUAGGACCUCGACCGUUCGACGACCCAGACGAUUUCAGCAAAUACUUUGGUGGUGACAAGCAAGCACCACCAGGUCCUCCGCCGCCACCAGCAGCACCCGAGCUUCCCGAUGCUCCUGAGCCCCCAGUUAGCCCUGCACUAUUCAGGGACAUUAACGGCGAAGAUAAAAGAUAACACUUAUGUAUAUAAACUUAGGGGGGUACAUCUUCGACCGGGAGCUGUUGAGGGUUAUCGUUAUGCUACGUAAUGACUUAAAGCUCUCAGCUCAUCUUAUGUGUUAUAUUUACUGACGAGAGGAAGGUCGGGACAAGAAGAAAAAGGAAGAAGCACCCCAUUCUCGUCACAAUCUGCAUAUACUGUACAAAUACUAGAUAGAAAACUUAUAAUCGCAAGGCAUCGGAGUUUGGAAGUUGGAAAAGAGAGUUUUCAAUGGACAAUGCCGAUGACGCAGUCUUGUCGCCCCCACAAAAAGCCGUUGCUCGCCCAUGCUCACUCACUCUCAUCAGAUCUAUUCCUUUAUGGUAAUGUACCACCGCUAAGUUGCCCCCGGCCUCUGUGGGGAAAAGAAACGAAUCGGCGAGAUUAGGACUAAGCCAAGUAGAGCUACUACGUCAAGGUUCUUUG